AUGUUUAUAACCGUCACCAACUCCGAGAUUCCUACUACGACAAACGUCAAAGAAAUGUCAGACGCAAACAUUACAAAAUUCAGAGUCAAGAAACAUUCACAACUGAAUGGUAAUUCCAAUUUAAUGUCCGAUGAAUUUAAAGAAGAACUUAAAUUAACAAGUUGUUUACGAUGUAGAAAAUUGAAAAAAAAAUGUAGUAAAACAAAACCGGAAUGUACAAAUUGUGAUAAAGCAGGUGAAGAAUGUCAAUAUAUUCCAAGGAAACCAAGAAUGACUAAGAAAGAAAAGAUUCAAGAGAAUUUAAUCAAUGGGAAUGGGUUUAAUAAUAAAAAUGUUAAUAAUAUUAAUAAUGGACCAAACAUACCCCGUAGUAUUUUAAAUUCAAGAUCUCCAACUAUGAGUUUUGAUACUGCAAGUCCUAGUUUACUGGAAAAUUCAACUGUUAAUCAUGUCAAUGAUCAAUUUUCACCAAAUAGAUAUUCUCAACAAAUAAACAAUUUUCCAUUAACUUAUGGAAAUAUUGAACCAUUACAUUCAGAUACAAGAUCAACAUUACUUCAACCAUCAACAACACAAGCUCUACUGUCGGUAAGAUCACAACAACAACUGCAACCACUACAGCAACAGCAGCAGCCACAAGAGCGAGUGAUCGAACAAAAGCAACAAGACCAGCAAAAUCAAGAUUAUCAUGAACGAUAUCACCAGCAACAAGACCAAGAGGUUCAGCGACAACAACAACAAUUACAGCAACAACAAAUACAUCUACAACAACAGCAAGAAAAUCAGCAGCAGCAUCAUCAGGAACAAGAAUCAAAGGAAGAUCAAAAUCAACGUCAAUCAACUUCACCUUCACAAUCGUCUUACAGCCAAGCAUUACCAACCCCUCCUCCUAUCUUAAAUUCAAUUGAUGCAAGAGCACCGAAUUUUGAAGCAUAUCCAAAACAAAUUUCAAAAGUGUUAUAUGGAGCAGUAGGUAUAAAAACAAAUUCAAAUGUAAGUAUAAUUCCACCUAUAGUUGAUCAAGUAUUAUUGACAAGAAUAACAAAUGCAUUUUUUAUGCAUACUUAUAGAAUUUGUCCAGUUAUAAAUAAAAAUGAAUUUAUGAUUAAAUUUAAUAAUUUAUUUGAUUCAAGAACUGGAGUUGCAUCAUUAGAUGAAUUUGAUGAUCAAUAUGUUUUAUAUAUGGUAUUAGCUAUUGGAUCUAUUCAUUUAGAAAGAUCAGAAAUUAUAACAAGAGAUAAAAGAAUUUCAGAAUAUUUUGUUUCAAUGGCUUUAACAAGUGUUCAUAAUAAUAUUUCAAAAAAUGAUGUAAAUAGUAUGAGAAAUUUAAUGCUUUUAGCAUUAUAUUCCUUUUUCAAUCCGGCUGAAUUUAUAUCGUGGGAAAUUGCUGGUAAAUUAGCUAGAAUGGCUAUACAAUUAGGUUUAAAUCAAGCUUUAUCUAAACAAGAAGCUGAAAAUUUGGGUUCUAGACAAACUGAAAUGAGAACUAGACUUUUUUGGUCGGUAUAUACUAUUGACAGAUUAACAUCUGUAACAUUAGGUAGACCAGUUGCAUUACAUGAUGAUGAUAUAAAUUUACCAUUACCAGAAAUAUUAGAUGACGAAGAAUUGGAUGAUAUAACUACUUACCGAUUAGUCAUUCAUUUAAGACAAAUUGAAGGUCAAAUAUUAAAAAAAGUUCAUUCAGUAAAUUUAAGUAAACAAUUUGAUAGUACAGUAAUUACAAAAGAAGAAUAUUGUGAAAAAAUUUUAACAGAAUUAAGAGAAGAAAUUGAAAAAUGGCAUGCAAAAGCAAAUGAAUUAGAAAAUACUAUACAAAAACCAAAACAAUCUUUAGCUUUUAGAGCUUCAAUUCCGUGGUUUACAGCAAGAUAUAAUCAUUUAUUAAUUUUAUUAUAUCGACCUUCAUAUUUAAAUCCUCAUCCACUGCAAAGUAUUUUAGAUACUUUGGGAAAAGCAUGUUUACAAACAUUAUCAUCAAAUUUUGUUUUAUUUAAAAAUAAACUGCUUCCGCUUAAUUGGACUACAUUAUAUCGAUUUUUAAUGGUUGGUACAACAAUUUUAUAUUGCUUAUGUCAAUGGUCAAUAGAUUUAUUGGAAUCAAAAAUUGAAAUUUCAUAUUGUAUUGAAAUUUUUCAAGCUUUUGGUAAACAAUGGAUUGUUGCAAAGAAAUGUUCUGAUAUUUUUAAAAAUAUAGAAAAUAAAUUACUUGAAAUAACGCUAACUGCUGAUGGUCAAACAUUUAUGGAUGAAAUUUCAAAGGAAUUAUUGGGUGCUUCUUCUUCAUACCAUGAAAUCUUGAAUGUGCACUCGAAUGACUUAUACAUUGAUAGCCAAUAUAUGUAUGGUUUCGAGAGUUAA
Messenger RNA from Lodderomyces pseudojiufengensis, 2361 nucleotides. RefSeq names its product Stb5p (gene STB5). Gene Ontology annotation, biological process: positive regulation of transcription by RNA polymerase II; DNA-templated transcription. The transcript has a single exon. The record is from RefSeq and is a predicted model, not a curated record. Bases 1 to 2361 code for a protein of 786 amino acids. NCBI's taxonomy places the organism in Eukaryota, Fungi, Ascomycota, Pichiomycetes, Serinales, Debaryomycetaceae. Gene Ontology annotation, molecular function: DNA-binding transcription factor activity, RNA polymerase II-specific; sequence-specific DNA binding; zinc ion binding.